UAAAACUUGAGCAUUUGUAUGAAGCACAGGCUGGAAGUGUCACAAACAAACUUAAACUUGUCAUUCAAGCGCUCUUAAAAAAAACGCAAUCGUAGUAUAAGAAGGCCGGGCGCUACUUGGACACUUACUGUCAAUUUUAUUGCCAAAAUAAGAUUUUGAGGGGAGCGCGGCUAAAAAUGUUUUGUAGCUGCCUAUCUUUGAACAGAACACCCCCUUCCCCAUAAAAAACACAAACACAAAAUGACUAGAAAAGCUGUUUUUUCUUUGGGGUAAAUAUGCACAAAAAUGCAACGGUGAGCUUCAUGAAUGGCCGGAAUAACACCGUGUCCGUUGCUGUCGGUUGACCCAUCCAGAGGGCUCGUGGAUGAAAAGUUCACGGUACAAGUCAGUAGUUUGCCACCCAUUCAACAGAUCACAUUGCACGCGCAGAUCCAUUCAGACGACGGUGACUUUUGGGAAUCGUUUGGACACUAUGUUAGCGAUGCUUCGGGACUGGUGAACGGUGCCAAUGAUGCAAGCUUGGGAGGGACAUAUGAUGGCGUUGAACCAAUGGGUCUUCUAUGGAGUCUAAGGCCAGUACCAGGCAGUCGACCUGGACUAAGGUUGAGGAAGAAAGAGGUCCAUACUCCUCUGUUAGUCCGCAUCUCUGUGUACAAAGGCCACGUGAGCCAGGGCUUCGGAGAGCGGGCCGCGCUGGCCAGUGUGGUCGUGGAGCGCUGGUACAUGGCACCUGGGGUCAGCCGGGUUGUCUUCACUGAGGGAGCAGUCAGAGGGACCCUCUUCCUGCCUCCAGGACCUGGGCCCUUCCCCGCCCUGUUGGACUUGUGGGGAGGAGGGGGGGGUCUGGUGGAGUACCGCUCUGCCCUUCUAGCUUCUCGAGGCUUUGUCUCUCUGGCCCUCGAGUACAUCACCAUCAAAACAGCAGACAGCUUCUCCAGAAAUGUUGGGAACGCAUACUUUGAGGCUGCAUUCAACGCUCUUCAGCAGCAUCCUCUAGUGUGUGCAGACAGAGUUGGCAUACUGGGCCUGUCCUUUGGCACCUCAGUGGCACUUGGAAUGGCUGUGUACUCCGAUCUGAUCGAGCCCAGGUGUUUGGUCUGUGUGAGUGGGAGCCAUGUCCAGCCCGUCAAAGGAUCCCUAGCUGAUGUGUUUGCAGAGAUCAAGAAAAACGUGGGGAACACUCGCUACGAUGAGGAAAAUCGAGUCAUCUGGCGGGAUCUGAUCCUGCCCAUUCCAACAGACCCCUCAAAGAAAGUGGAUUUGGGGCAACUCAAAUGUCCUCUUCUGCUGAUCGUUGGGGAGGAUGACCAGAACUGGCCAGCGUCAGAGUCAGCAGAAGAUAUGAAGCAAAUGAUGGAGAGUGCAGGGAACAGCCACCUCCUCACUGUGCUGUCCUACCCUGGAACGGGCCACCUCAUAGAGCCUCCAUACACCCCUCACAUACUGGCCAGCAAUUUCAUCACGGCUCAGACCGGGGAGAAGGUGAUGGUUCUCUGGGGAGGAAAGACUGUCCCACACUCUUUUGCUCAGGAAGACUCCUGGAGGAAGACCCUUGAUUUCCUGGAGGAACACCUGUACCGCAGUACUUAAAACCACAACCUGAGAAGACAUAGACCACUCUAGCACCACACCUCUGAAAUCACACCUCUGAAAUCUCAUCUCUGUCCAUCAUCUAAAAUGCCUUUCAUCAGAGACAAGGGUAGACAUGAUUUUAAUUGUAUACUGUUUGCGGCCUUUAAAGUGAAUGUUUAUUUUUAAAGAAUGUUGAACCUCCUUUGACUAAAAUUGUCAAUCCAAAAUAGUCAUGGAACCUUUGCAUAACCGUGGAAUAUGUAAAAAGAUAAUGUGGUGUGUUUCCCUGGCUAACCUGGCUCUGCAAACAGGCCUGCUCACCUGCGUGUGAAUUCAUUACUGUAAUAACCUAUUUCCGCCACAAGAGCACCUUCUACUGGCCUCAAACAGAAUUUCCUUGAUCUGCCCGGUGCGCGCAGUAUAUAUAUUUUUUAAUUGCCCCUCAUCAUUUUUUGGGGGGUCAAACUGCUCGCCCUACAGUACAUUGCAUGGCAGAACGGUUAUUCACUCCUCAAUCAACACCCCAAACCCGAAAAUACAUCAUUUCCAAAUGCAAGAGUCAAAGACUCUUGUUUCUAUUAGCCUAACUUGAAAAAACGAGUAAAAUCAUAAAAUCAGUUAUCAGCUUUUAGUUUUGCUCCUCCCUUGUAGGACAAAAGCCACCCUGGUUGGCCUUGGUUCCAGGCCCUUUAUUGCCUUUAUUUCUGUUGUUACCUGGAGCCACAGUGUAUCUCUGCACCUCUUGGUGUCGCUUCAUUUAUCGUUGCAUUCAUCACUUUCAUUUAUGCUGUUCGACAAUAACGUGACAAUGUUUCUUGGCUCCUCUUGGUAUUGCCUAAUUCAUUCAUGAUUUCUUUUUGCAUUUGACAGUAAAUGCUUCAUUCAUGCAUUCAUCAUUCAUUUUAACGUGGUGUUCCAAGGUGGACAAUAAAUUUAGACUUUUUCUUGGCUCCUGUUGGUAUCACUUCGUUAGUGUGCUUGCUAUUGUACCAGCAGGGCACACUAUUGUUAUUCGUAUGCUUACUGCCAGCAAGGCAUCCCUUGCUGAGGAGCAUCCUCACAACUGGUCUUACAACUGGUUCCUUGAAUCUCUUUAGUUGGACUUUGGGGAACUUCCCUGUCUCCUGUCUUUCAUUUACAUGAGACACAUGCGCCAAAUGCAAUGGGGAGAAAUACCACAGGAGGUUUUUACAAUUUCUAGAUUUGAUUCUUGUGUAAAUGAUUAUUGUUUUACACUAUUUAAUAAACAAUUACGUUUCAAGUUGUUAAAGUCAGAUUACCACUUGUCUUAUUAGAUGUACUAUGUUAGCACACCCAUCUGUAGAAUUUAUUGUGUUUUCACAGUUAAAAAUUCACAACUUUGGAUUUGAUUGGCUUUAAAAUGUAGUUAUCCAUGAGCUAAGUCAUAUUGUAAGUUGUAUUAAAUUGUCAGAUAUUAUGUUAUUUAUAACAAUUAUUAAUCAUUUUCCGUAACUACCGAAACAUCUGUAAAUCGAAAUAGCCUGGAAGACUAUACCACAAGAUGGCGCCCUCCAACUAUGGUUUGACAUAAUUUCAUAAAAGCCAACGCAUGCUUUCCUUUGCCCUACAGACUGUCCCUUGGGUGUAUGAAGCCUGGUCGUUUCAUAAAUAAAUACAAAUAUAAAAAUAGUUAAAUUCUAA
Molecule: messenger RNA, 3234 nt
Organism: Osmerus eperlanus (European smelt)
Lineage: Eukaryota; Metazoa; Chordata; Actinopteri; Osmeriformes; Osmeridae
Product: bile acid-CoA:amino acid N-acyltransferase-like
Exons: 11
Coding region: 307-1590 (427 amino acids)
Biological process (GO): acyl-CoA metabolic process; fatty acid metabolic process
Molecular function (GO): fatty acyl-CoA hydrolase activity
Source: RefSeq, a predicted model, not a curated record